CCCUGCGAAGCCAGGUGGAGGCGGGGCCGGCGGGCCGGUUGCUAAGACUUGGUGAAGCGCAGAGCUCGCUCCCGUCUCUUCAGGUGACUACAGGCUUCAGCCCCACCGGGUCAUCACAGCGGAAAUGUCUGGGAAGGAGAACAACUUCCCGCCGCUGCCCAGCUUCGUGCCCCUGAAGCCCUGCUUCUACCAGGACUUCUCCGACGAGAUCCCCAUCGAGCACCAGGUCCUGGUGAAGCGGAUCUACCGGCUGUGGCUCUUCUACUGCGCCACCCUGGCAGUCAACCUCGUCGCCUGCCUUGCCUGGUGGAUCGGCGGUGGCUCGGGAGCCAACUUCGGGCUGGCCCUGCUCUGGCUGCUGCUCUUCUCCCCCUGCGGCUACGUGUGCUGGUUCCGGCCCGCCUACAAGGCCUUCCGGGCUGACAGCUCCUUCAAUUUCAUGGCGUUUUUCUUCAUCUUCGGAGCCCAGUUUGUCCUGACUGUCAUCCAGGCCAUCGGCUUCUCAGGAUGGGGCGCCUGUGGUUGGCUGGCAGCGAUUGGAUUCUUCCAGACCAGUGUCGGGGCUGCCGUGGUCAUGCUGCUUCCGGCCAUCAUGUUCACCAUGUCGGCCGCCAUGAUGGCCAUCGUGAUCAUGAAGGUACACAGGAUCUACCGGGGAAACGGCGGAAGCUUCCAGAAGGCGCAGACCGAGUGGAGCACGGGCACUUGGCGGAACCCGCCCUCUCGGGAGGCCCAGUUCAACAACUUCUCCGGGAACAGCCUGCCCGAGUACCCAGCUGUGCCCAGCUACCCAGCCAGCGGUAGCCAGUGGCCUUAGUGGGGGCUGCCACCCACCUGUCACUGCCGGCCCAUCUCUCCCAACCCUCUUGUAGCCCUUUUGGGUCCCAAGAGGCCCCAAGUGGCCGUCCCCUGUCCCUCCCAGGUGGCGGGCAGGCCCCUCCCCCAACUAGGACAUCAGCCACUGUUGGUGGCCACCAGGAGCUCCGUCAGCUGGGACCACAGACCCCAGCAGCUCUCGGGGACCCAUGCUCAUGCUCAUCUCACAUCCAAGAGCGGAGCUCCUGGCAAUCACUGCCCAGGAGCCAGCCAGCCCCUGCUGUCCCCCAGAAAGAUGUCCCUCCUACUCCUGCAAAGGUUUGGUCACCAUGACAUCCGCUGCGGCAGUCACUUCCUUCUCCUCAGGGUCUUGGGGGCUGACCCCUGCCUCCCCAGGAAGUCAGGGAGGCUGAUGGCACUGAGGAGGGCUCCUGGUGUCCACCCCACUGCCCCCAACCAAGUUGUCACCCUUGCCCAGUGCCCAGGAAGAUGGGGCCUUGGCACCAAGUUCCUGUCCCCCUCUGGAGACACAGGAACCUGACGCACGGCCAGGUCCUCCUUAUUUUUGUCCACUUGCAGCCAGAGGCUCUCGGACGAGCCCAUGGGGACAGCCAGAGGCCAGUUCACUGCCUCAGCGCCAUCAUCUUAGCUUCUCCCUGUCCGUCUGUCUCAGGCGCUCCGCACAGGGCCAUUGGCCGCCACCCUUUCAGCCUGCAGUCGCCCUCCCUGAGACGCUCUCUUCCCCAGAAUGGGGUUAAAACUGUCCCCUCACUGUCCAAACAGGAAAUCAUGUGCGUCUUGACAGACGGCUCAUGGCCCUGAGGCCCAGGCGCCGGGCUGGCCGCUCAGACUGUGACCCGCACGGCCCUUCUCUGGACGUGCAGGAGGCCGUGUUUCUCAGAGGAAGUGAGACGUGACAGGUCUCUGUGCCUUAUGGAGGAAGCCGGACACUGUCGCCGCGCUCCCCGCUGCUUCUAGCGCUCACGGAGACGAAGGGACUGGCGUCGUGUGGGCGACUCCGCAGCACCUUUGUGCACGGAUGGCCAAGGGAGGCGUCCCAGUGGCCUCUGGGCUCCUGGCUGCCCACCCUGUUGCACCGUGCCCCGCCAGGCUGCCAGCCUCCCCACAAGCCCCGGGGUGGCCCGAGCGUGUUCUCACACCGUGCUUGCUUGCUUUGGUUGCUUGUGCUGAAUGCAGCUUGGUGUCCAAAGGUGGCCUCAGUCACUGAGGAAGCACCCGGACCUGGGUCCCCGAAGGAUGAGGCUCCCCUGGAUGGCAAAUGGAAGCCUGGGGUCUCGUAAUGUCCCCAAACCAGCCUCCCGCAACCGACCAGAGGCCUGCGCGGCACUAACCAUGGGCCAAAUUUCGUCAUGACUGUGACGCCAGUGGUGACAGCUGGUUAACCAGGUGCAGGACGCACAGCUGGACUUGCCCAUAGCACACCCUUGGCCCGCUGUACUUGGCACCUUUGUAACGUUGUCGUAGUUUUUGUUAAGUGAAAAUAUUCUGGAAAUAAAUACAUUUUUUCUGCAGCA
Messenger RNA from Pteropus alecto (black flying fox), 2351 nucleotides. It is a transcript of the gene SCAMP4, whose product is annotated as secretory carrier membrane protein 4. Lineage: Eukaryota; Metazoa; Chordata; Mammalia; Chiroptera; Pteropodidae. The transcript is spliced from 7 exons. Bases 125 to 817 code for a protein of 230 amino acids. Gene Ontology annotation, biological process: protein transport. Gene Ontology annotation, cellular component: trans-Golgi network membrane; recycling endosome membrane. The record is from RefSeq and is a predicted model, not a curated record.